This is a messenger RNA of Pelagomonas calceolata, 1170 nucleotides long. Lineage: Eukaryota; Pelagophyceae; Pelagomonadales; Pelagomonadaceae. The record is from the annotation of a GenBank genome assembly.
GGAGGGGAUAUCUUUAACGGGGGUGGGACUAGUCGGCGGCGCCCCUGGGGGGGCGAUCUACUGCUUGGACACGGUGAGGACGAGCUUGCCCUUGGUGCGGUGCGUCAUGGACGCCUUGACGAUGUCGCCGACGCCGGCCGUGGUCAGCGCGAAGUCGCGCGCGUCGACGAGCGGCUUGAGGGCCCCCGACUCCACGAGCUCGGUGAGCGUCCGCAUGUCCGCCGUCACGGCGGGCGCGUCCGUGCUCGUCAGGAAGACCUUGUACGUCGGGCCCAGGACGCCGAAGACUCCCUUGACGUUGCGCCAGAGCAUCGACGCCAUGAUCGACGCGAUCGAGCCGCCGUCGCCGACGAUGGACAAAUAUAUGCCGCCCGUCUUGAGGGCCGCCUGGCCGGCCACCCAGUUGUCGUAGCCGCCCACGGUGUCAAAAACGAUAUCCAACUCCAACCCGGUCAUCGCCGCGACGACGUCCUGCUCCUUGUAGUUGAUGACGGUGUCCGCGCCGAGGCCCUUGAUCAGGUCGACGGCCGAGCCCGUGGCGUAGACGUGCGCGGCGCCGAGGGCCUUGGCGAUUUGCACGGCGAGGCUUCCGACACCGCCACUUCCGCCCAGGACGGCGACCUUUUGGCCCUCCUUCAGCUUGCCGUGCGUCUGGAACGCCUGCAGGGCGGUGAGGCCGGCCAGGGGCAGGGCCGCGGCCUCCUUGAACGAAAUGUUCUUGGGCAUGCGGCCCAGCGCCGCGGCCGGGACCAGCGCGUACUCGGCGAAGGAUCCGGGCGUCUUGAUCGCGUCGGCGUAGACGCGGUCGCCCACCUUGAACGCGUCGCAGCCGGGCCCAAGCUUCGCGACGGUGCCGCUCACGUCGCAGCCGAACGGACCCGCCUUCUUCCCGGGAAAGUCCCCAGCGACGAGCUUGUAGUCGAUCGGGUUGACCGAGGCGCACGAGACCUUGACGAGGACCUGAUCCGCCGCCGGCUCCGGCACCGCGGCGUCGUCGACCACCGAGAGUACGUCCGGAGACGUCGGAUCGCCGUUCUUGUGCUGGAUUGCGGCCUUCAUGGCUUCGUCUUAGACUCGACGUUGAAUACUUAAGCGGCUCACCUCAAGUCGCGCUGCUGGUAUCAAAAUGAGUGGACCACCCAAAGGAGGAGCCCAAAAUAAGGACUUGGG